This is a messenger RNA of Drosophila willistoni, 769 nucleotides long. Its product is annotated as elongation of very long chain fatty acids protein F-like. The record is from RefSeq and is a predicted model, not a curated record. Gene Ontology annotation, biological process: fatty acid elongation, monounsaturated fatty acid; fatty acid elongation, polyunsaturated fatty acid; fatty acid elongation, saturated fatty acid. Gene Ontology annotation, molecular function: fatty acid elongase activity. Gene Ontology annotation, cellular component: endoplasmic reticulum membrane. NCBI's taxonomy places the organism in Eukaryota, Metazoa, Arthropoda, Insecta, Diptera, Drosophilidae. The transcript is spliced from 3 exons. Bases 1 to 768 code for a protein of 255 amino acids.
AUGUUGGAAAUUUUCAAUAUACCUCAUGCAGAUCCAUUGAAUUUGCCCAUGAUUCAAGGCAUUGGUCCUGUCUCCAUCAUAACAGGCCUAUAUCUAGUCUUUAUCCUAAGACUAGGCAGAUGGUUUAUGGAAAAACGUCAACCUUAUCAAUUGCGUGAAAUUCUUAAGUUUUACAAUCUAUUUCAAGUGGCCUACAAUGGCAUGAUUUUCUUAAUGGCAGUGUCAGUGAUUAUGAUUUACAAACCCUAUAAAUUUAGUUGUAUGGCUCCUUUACCCUUGGAGCAUGACGGAAAAAAAUGGGAACGUAUUCUCGGAUAUGCCUACUACAUUAACAAAUACAUCGACUUCUUGGACACAAUAUUCUUUGUGCUGCGCAAGAAAUACAAACAAAUCACCAUUCUUCACAUUACUCAUCAUGCAGCAAUGCCAAUAAUCUCGUAUUUAACGCUGCGAAUGAUAGGCUAUGGAGGCUUGCCAGUGAGUUUUGUUAUACUCAACACUUUUGUUCAUGCGGUCAUGUAUAGCUACUACUAUCUGGCAUCACAGAACCCUAACUUAAGCAAAAGUAUUGGGUGGAAAAAAUAUAUAACCAGACUGCAGAUCGUCCAGUUCAUUCUCGGACUUAGCCACAUCUUUUGGACAUUGCAACAAGAGGACUGCAAUGUAAGUAAUAAUAUGAUCAAUGUAUUCAUUGCAUCAGGAAUAUUUUUGAUUGCCAUGUUUAGCAAUUUCUAUAUAAGAACUUAUGUUUUUUCAAAAUCGAAAUAAA